Molecule: messenger RNA, 925 nt
Organism: Balaenoptera acutorostrata (minke whale)
Lineage: Eukaryota; Metazoa; Chordata; Mammalia; Artiodactyla; Balaenopteridae
Product: tyrosyl-DNA phosphodiesterase 1-like
Exons: 8
Biological process (GO): single strand break repair; double-strand break repair
Cellular component (GO): nucleus
Molecular function (GO): double-stranded DNA binding; 3'-tyrosyl-DNA phosphodiesterase activity; single-stranded DNA binding
Source: RefSeq, a predicted model, not a curated record
UUCUUUGAAUUCAAUAACCAAACACUUCUCCUUAUAGACUGCUUUUCUGAAUUGCCCGUGACUUCUUUUCUUCCCCCCAUCCAGUUUAACUACUGCUUUGAUGUGGACUGGCUCGUAAAACAGUAUCCACCAGAGUUCAGGAAGAAACCAAUCCUGCUUGUGCAUGGCGACAAACGCGAAGCAAAGGCUCACCUACAUGCCCAGGCAAAGCCUUAUGAAAACAUUGCCCUCUGCCAGGCAAAGUUGGAUAUUGCAUUUGGAACACACCACACGAAAAUGAUGCUACUGCUGUACGAAGAAGGCCUCCGGGUUGUCAUACACACCUCCAACCUCAUUCACGCCGACUGGCACCAGAAGACACAAGGAAUAUGGUUGAGCCCCUUGUACCCACGAAUAGUCCAUGGGACCCACAGAUCUGGAGAAUCAACCACACACUUUAAAGCUGACCUCAUCAGCUACUUGAUGGCUUGUAACGCCGCUCCCCUCAAGGAGUGGAUAGAUACCAUCCAGGAGCACGACCUCUCAGAAACAAAUGUUUACCUUAUUGGCUCAACCCCGGGACGCUUUCAAGGAAAUCAAAAAGAUAACUGGGGACAUUUUAGGCUUAGGAAGCUUCUGAAAGAGCAUGCCUCAUCCAUACCUAAAGCAGAGUCCUGGCCUAUAGUAGGUCAGUUCUCAAGCGUUGGCUCCAUGGGGGCCGAUGAAUCAAAAUGGUUGUGUUCUGAGUUUAAAGAGAGCUUGGUGACACCUGGCAAGGAAAGCAGGACCCCAGGAAGUACUGUUCCUCUUCAUCUGGAGCUAGAACAGAGCCCCUUCAGAGGAGGUACGGCGGGCUCCACCUGUUGAUCCCGCUCCCUAAGCCCGAGAGGAGGACCUACCUGCGCAGCCCAUUGCACCCACCGUCCGCGCUCUCGGUAUCUGGACU